Amoebophrya sp. A120 is the source of this 10743-nucleotide messenger RNA. The record is from the annotation of a GenBank genome assembly. NCBI's taxonomy places the organism in Eukaryota, Dinophyceae, Syndiniales, Amoebophryaceae.
GCAGGGCGGAGGGCUACAGUGCGGCACGGGGUUCAAGUCCCUGGGGAGCGGACCCGAGUACAAAUGCGCGGGCGCCGGCUAUUCGCUGCAGCUCCGGAACUGCCACGCGACCUGUGCGCUCAUGAACUGCGGCAGCAACUACUUUGCGGACCCUGGAAAAGUGAACAGCCAGUGCGCGUCCGCGACCUCCUGCAGCGGGAACGGCGACCGGGGAACCUGCUGCUUGCAAAAGUGCAAGAUCCCAAGCUCUAUGAAUUGCACAAGCAUCGUACUAGUGGUAAUCGCAUUACAAAUUAGCUCAGCAUGACAAGAAAUGGAAUUUGUGAAGCUGUUUUACCUUGGGAUAAAAUUUUGUAAUUGCAUGAUUGUAAAUUAUAAUUAAUACUACCAGUACGAUACUUUUGCACAGGAUAAGCUCCUUCUCUGCCUCUGGCUUUGCCUAUUUCAUCGGGAACAAUGCGGGAACUUUAUCUUGAGUAAAAACGUCCCUACCCCGUAGCUGUAAUGCAAAGCCGCAUGCUGAGAAUGUUUCUCAUGCGGAGCCCCAUCAGAAGCAUUUUCGAUUGGUAUAAUUUCGGAACUUGUGAUGCUCCAAUCAGCAUGACGUGCUAGAUCUGUCGUGAUGCUUCUGAACUACCUAAAACAGUAUUACGCUACGAGGCCAAACUUGUCAUGCGCAACACCCAAAGCUUGUUGGUUUGUCUAGCAGAUUUCCCAUCUUGUUGACUAUGGGUCGGGGAUGUCUUUUUUCAGGAUAAUUUUACAAAAACACCUUCUGGACUAAACUGGUCGACCCAGGGCAGUCCACGGCCGCCUUUCCGGGAAGCGCGGCACGAACCUAUGCAAGAAAAAAACUGUGUUAGUCGUGUAAAUCUGUCAUGCAAAACAUGCAACAGUGUUACACCUGUCAUGCCAGACAAACAUGGAGUCCUCUUUUCAUGUGUGAUGUUUUCCCUUACAAGCCACGCAUGGCCAACCGUCGCCGGCACGGGAUGGCUACCGUCGCGACCGUCUCACCUUCGAUCCAGCCACCACCCUCAUCUGCUGUUCAAGAUCGAUCCAGAAAGGGUAAGGGUUUUGUUUAGGUUUCAGGGUUUAGGAACCAACCUUACAAGCCACGCAUCACAAUGUGUAGCAAAUUUGUGAUGCUGUCGGCCAAAGAGAAUUAAGUACACUAACACAGUUUUGUUCGUGGAUAGAACCACGGGGACCAACAGUGUCCUUUUUCAGUGUUCCAGCAAGUACCGCGGAACGGCCAAAUACCGGUGUCCUUCGGCAAACGCCAACCUGGUGCUUAGUGGGUGCUACGAGAAGUGUUCCGAGGCCGGCAACUGCCCGCGGGGGUACCGGAAGAAAAGUACCCCGUCAAGCAAGAACUGCGCCACGCAGGCACCAGGAAACUGCAACUUGAGCAACAGCGGCGAUCGAGAUGCCUGCUGCCACGCAAACAACAAAUGCAAAUACACUCACGACCAGGGGGGUAGUAACCCGGACGGCUGUAGCAACAAGUGGGGCCGCGGGUGGAUGAAUAAGGACUCGGCGGAUAUCCUGUGCAAAAGUAUCGUACGCGUAUUAUGCAUUACAAAUUUUUUUCUCAAGGCAAAUCCGAAAGACAAAUUUUAUUUCUCAUGCUGAGGGAUUUUGUUUUUGUCAUGCAUUUAUACGAAUGCGUAUGCGAUACUUUUGCAGUUCAUAGCGAAGACCCUCUGCACGAAUCACUACUGUGAUCACAGCAGCGACAAAGAGAGGUGUUGCCAACAUACUCCGAAAUGCUCUCAGGGCAACAGUGACCACGGCCGAUGUGACAGCGCCGGAUGGCAUUACGACGCCGCGCGGGCCAAUUAUCGCUGCUGGGCGAACGCGUGCAGCGAUUCCAGAGACCUCGCCUUGUGUUGCAACCGAAACGCACAAUGCAAGACCUUUGGGUGCGGCGACAAAAACGGCAAGAAGUACACAAACCAGAACGGUAACUCUUACUUAUGGCGUUCUCAACUGUUACAUUCAUUCUCAACUGUUGCAUGAUUUGUCAUGCAAAAGUACCAUUAUCAUCUACACCAUUAAGCUGCUCCGCAUGACAAAUUCUGGAAAGGCCAAACAGGCUGAUAGUCUGUGCCAAAUCUGUCAUGCAAGACGCGCAAGGCCCGCCCUUUCAUUCUUCCCAUUGUUGCAUCACAAAUGAUGUAACAGAUGAGAAUGUAACAGUUGAGAGCGCCACAUUACUGCCAGGGGGCAACGUGCAACGAGAACGACCGCGCCAUUUGCUGCGUGGAAAACGAGAUGUGCGACGACCACAGCUGCCCCGCGGGCUACGCGCGCAGUCCCAGCGCCUCGGACAUCUCGUGCCUCAGUAAGAGCUGUUCCAGCAGCGACAACCAGCGGUGCUGUGUGAAUAUCAACUGCAAAUAUCCACCCUGGGCGUCUGGAAGGAUCCAACUUGUGAUGCUGUCUUUGCCUUGUAAAAAGAUGAAGAUCUGUAUUGCCUCAUGACCAGCAAGAUGAGUCCAGUUUGUGCUACGUCCCGUGGAGAAGGCAUUUCUCAUGCGGAAUAACCAUCAGGAAGCCCUCUAAAAAUCUGUGAUGCUAGGUCAUGCAUUACAGGCUCCGUGGGUCGUGAUGCAGAAUAAGCAUCACAAACCUGGCAGUCUUCCAGACCCAGAUCGAUAUUUGCAAUGCAUAGUGAAGCGCUGUGACCAAGCGUUCUGCAAUGGCUACACGUGGGGCGCUAUCAAAUGUAAAAAUGUCUGGGUCUGGAAGAAUUCACGUUUGUCAUGCUUGUCUGGCAUGACUCUUAAAUCUGUCAUGCACCUGCACGUUACCCAAGAGCUCCGUUUUCCUGUGAUGCAGAAGUGCAGUUUGUCAUGCAGAAUGGGCAACACAUAGGAGCUCCGAAACUUGUCAUGCUGAGCCAGCAUUUGUAGCCUCAUCAUGAGACGCCACCCAGCAUCACAAGUUUCCAGACCCAGACACUUUUGCAUUUGAUAGGCGCGGAUGGCGCGUACUUUGUCAAGUCUGGCUCCCCCAAGUGCGGUGGGUACAUAUGAACUGCAAAAGUAUCGUACUCGUAUAAAUGCAUUACAAAUUUCCUCAGCAUGAGAAGUAAAAUUUGUAAUGCGGAUUUACCUUGAGAUAAAGACGCAUGAUUGCAAUACGAGUACGAUACUUUUGCACAGGAUUGUACAGUUGCGGCAACAGCGACCUCAACACCUGCUGCGAGAAAGGCUGCGAAGUUGCCCAGGGAGAUAAACAUGGGUACCAACUGAACGCCGGGCAAAAUUGGAAGAAAUUAGCGCUGGCUCUCCCCUAUGGAUUGUAAAAGUGUCUGGGUCUGGACACUUGUGAUGCUGGGUGGCGUAUCAUGAAGAGGCCACAGAUGCUGGCUCAGCAUGACACGCUUUUGAGCUUACAGGUGUUGCUUAUUCUGCACGGCAAACUGCGUUUCUGCAUGACAGCAAAAUGGGGCUCUUUGGAAGCGUCCAUGACAGAUCUAAAAGUCAUGCCAGACUAGCAUGACAAAUCUCGCAAUCUCCCAGACCCAGACAUUUUUGCAUAUGAUAUCCCCCCGGACGGCAACUGGAAGUCGGUGGCAACUUAUGUAUCCUGUGUCUCCUCCACGCACACCUUGCCGCCUGGGAAGAGCCCUUCGGGGCAGUGCGCAAGCAAGGAGGGGAAAGUUGCGCUGUUCCACUGUCAUGAGAAAUGCACGCUGGCAAACGCGUGCCCUCUUGAAGCAGGGGGGUUUGCUAUCCUGUGUAAAAACGUCCCCACACCAUAGUUGUCAUGCAAAUCUGCAUGCUUAAAAUGUUUCUCAUGCGGGGCCCCAUGAGAAGCAUUUUCUAAUGCUGUUUUGAAAUUUGUCAUGCUCCAAUCAGCAUGAGAGAAUAAGAUCUGUAAUGCUGCUGAACUAGCUGAAACAGCACUACACUACGCGUCCAAAUUUGUCAUGCGAAACAGCCAAAGCUUGUGGAUUUGUCUAGACGAUGGGGUGGGGACGUUUUUACAUAGGAUAUUUGCUGUCAUUCCAAACCAGUACUGCUCGCGGCACAAGUGCCGGGUCGGCGGCUUUGCCGAAGCGGGAACGUUAUCAAACGUAAAAAUGUCAUCUGGGUCUGGAAGAAUGACAUGCUAAAUCUGAAGCAUGCAAAAAUCUGUGUUGCAUGAUUGCAAAAAGUCGUCCAGUUUUGGCCAAGUCGGGAGGGAGUCUCCUAUGCAGGGUAGGCAUGAGAGAGAUCGCACAGAAUCUGUCAUGCUAGGCCAUGCAUUACAGACAUCAUGGGUCAUGAGAAAUAUGCAUGACAAAUCUUGCAUUCUUGUGCUUCCAGACCCAGACAUUUUUACAGUUGAUAAACGUUGACCGCCAGCGCCGCACAAGCAGCCGACGAGCAGAGGUGCUGUAGAAUGACGUGCCGGCACCCCACCGCGAAACAAAUGUGCUCCGACGAUUAUGCGCCAAUCGAGACCCCUGUGUGCUCGGGCUGUGGAACGAGGCCGAUGGAAAGUUGGAGCACCUGCAACGAAAGCGGGUAUUGCAGCAAAUGCAACUCCCCCACCGGACGGCGGGGUGCGUCUUGUCGCUUGACCAAGAGUACCAAACAGAUUGCGCAAACCGACCCGCCGGAAUGCAAGGCGCUAAACAACGUGGGCACCAUCGAGGACUGGUUUCACUCUGACUACAUGAAACGCACGGACGACUAUCACAGUUGCGUGCUGCUUCCCAUGUUUAGUCGCGUGAAACCGAUUGGAGAUCCCGCCCUGCAGAACUUGCUUUGUAGUGACAAUCUCUGCACGCCGAUGAAGUACUAUGUUUCAACCUCGGAACGUGUCCGCGACGUGGACCAGUGCUGUCGGCAGAGUUGCGACGCGGUGACCAACUAUCAACUGUAGAAAUGUCUGGGUCUGGAAGAAUUCAUGUUUGUCAUGCUUGUCUGGCAUGACUCUUAAAUCUGUCAUGCACGUUACCCAAGAACUGCGUUUUUCUGUGAUGCAGAAGCGCAGUUUGUCAUGCAGAAUAGGCAACACCUAGGAACUCAGAAACUUGUCAUGCUGAGCCAGCAUUUGUAGCCUCAUCAUGAGACGCCACCCAGCAUCACAAGUUUCCAGACCCAGACAUUUUUACAUUUGAUACCAACUGCGGGCAGUCGUACACGCCGAAAGCGUAUCCCGUGCAAAAGUAUCGCACUCGUAGUUGUAAUCGCAGUCAUGCAAGACAAGUCGUCUUGUUUCCAAGUCAAAGUAGCAUGACAAAUUCAUGCUGGGGGGCUACGUAAUUUGUAUUGCGAUUUUUGCACUACUAGUACGAUACAAUGCUUUUGCACAUAUUCAUAAACCGUCACGGUCACACCUCCUCUGCGCGACCGCGGACUGUAGAAUCUUCGAAGGUCCUAACCUCUAUCAAAUGCAAAAAUGUCUGGGUCUGGAAGGGUGCAACUUGUGCUGCUGAAUUUGGAUGCUACAAAAAUCUGUAUUGCGUGACCAGCAACAAGAGGGGCACAAUUUGUGCUACACGGACUGACAGGGCAUUUGUCAUGCGGAAGGUGCAUCAGGAAGCCCUCUAAAAGUCUGCGAUGCUGGGUCAUGCAUUACAGGCAUCAUGGGUCAUGAGAAAUAUGCAUGGGAAAGCUUGCAUUCUUCCAGAACCAGACACUUUUGCAUUUGAUAACCUCUCCGUCGCAGCAAAAUCCUGCAACAUCAACAACGCGCAAUCAAUAUGGAAUGUAAAAAUGUCUGGGUCUGGAAGAAUGCGCGAUUUGUCAUGCAGCUUUUCCAUGGCCCACGAGGUCUGGAAUGCACGACCUAGCAUGACAGGUGCUGUGCGAUCUCUCUCAUGCCUAUUCUGCAUGAGAAACCCCCUCCCGACUUGGUGAAAACUGGACCACUUUUGGUCGUUAUGCAACACAGAUUUUUGCAUGCUUCAGAUUUAGCAUGACAAGUUGGAUUCUUCCAGACCCAGACAUUUUUGCACUUGAUAAUCAAGCGCAAAUCUGGUGGUCAAACUUAAGGACAAAAUUGGAAACGGCUUCUCAGUAAAUUUGAACUUCAACAACAAAAAUCAGGAGCGCACCGCGAGUGUGAAUAUGGGGUAUGCGGGUAGCUUUGUGCAGUCGUUAAACAUUGACCACAGCACUAGUGACGGGUUGUGUCUGAGCAGCAUCAAACUGAAUGGCGUGGCGCUUUUCGCCGGUCCCGACACUUGGUUCGACGAUCCCAUCACGUCUACAACCAACCGGUAUUUCUCCACGGGUGGCCACACCUGGAGCCUGACCGACCACGAUACCUGUUGCGCGCAAACGUGCACGGGCGUUUUCUGCGCGACCUUUCCGGUGGGACAGCACGGAAAGUACUUUGUGAAGCACGGCACCCCCGGCCAGUGUUCGAGCACUGUUUGUGGCGGGACCGGGGACCGCGACACCUGUUGUAACGCGGGCUGCAAGGAGCCAAGCAGCACGGACGCGUCCUACGUCGUGAAUUGGUCAAGUGCGUUACAAUCCGCGGCCAUGGACCCUGGACACUCACCCGGGUGGGUAAAGAGCAGCUAUGCACUGCAAAAGUAGCGUACUCGUACUAAUUGCAUUUAAUAUGCAUUACAAAUCUUUGUGUUAAGGCAAAUCCGCAUUAUCACUAAUGCUAAGCCAAUUUGUGAUACAACUUAUACUAGUGCGUGUGCGAUGCUUUUGCAGUUCAUAGCAGCGCAAUACAGUGCAACACCCCGGACUACCGCGGCCCGAAUCCGUCGCUCACGUGCGCAGGGGCGGUGUCCAAGAAAAAAACGUUGUUAGUGUAAAUUUGUGAUGCGCAACAUGCAAGAUGAUUGCGUCUGUCAUGCUUGGCAUGCAUCGCAAGGUGUAUUCUAGGCCGUUUUCACGUACUAUCUGCGCGCGACAGGUUAUUGCUGUCAUGCCAGACAAAUUUGUAAUGCUGUUUCUCCAAAAUAAAAGUUACAGCUACAAUGUUUUUUUCUUGGAUAGGCGGGACAGGACGCACAGUACAAAACCGGGCUAAAUGAUAUGGCGUUCUCAAACGUUCUUACAUUCUCGACAGGUGUUACAUGGUUUGUCAUGCAAAAACACUAUCUCUCUUCACACGAUCCUCAAGCCUUCUUUGCGUGACAACUUCUCGAUGCGCUAAAUAGCACUAGAAUUCGUCCCGCCAAGCCUGUAACGCAAAAGGCGCAAAAAUCUGCCUCCUUUCACUUUUUCCAUUCUCGCAUUUAACACAGUUGAGAAUGUAUACUGAUUUGAGAACUCCAUAAAUGACGGCUGUUGGGCGAGCUGCGAUUCGAUCGACUGCGAAAAUGAGUUCUACCAGGGAGACGGGCACGGGUCCACCUCCUUCUACAUGCGAACGAAAAACCCGACCGAUAACGGCUACUGCACCACGCGCGUGCCGCAGAGCGACACUGGGUGUCGCGACAACGACUGCUGUCAGCAGGUGUGCCGGUAUCCCGAGGGCACGACAAAGACCGAAAUGCUGUACGGAUACGUAUUCAAAGCGCCUCUUGCGACAGACCGCGAGACUUGGAAGCCCAUCCUGCAAGCCUCGGGCGAUCGGGGGCGGCCUACUAGUACGACCACCUGGCACACUAUGGAUGUGUCAGAAUCGAAAUCGACAAAAUCGAAAAACUUGUGAUGCACAAAAUCGAUGCCAGUUGGAGCCUCAGUUUCCAAGUGGCGCAUGACAAACUUCGGAAGCACCGAAAUCCAUUCUGUCAUGCUGUUUCUUUGGGCAAAGAAGACUCCUCCUGUCAUGCUACUCUGGCAGCACAUUGCAUACCCCUAAACAGGCCUACAAUCGGUCUCAUUUACCUGCUCCCCAAUACAGGCCUUCAGUGCCCUACAUUUUGCGCAUCACAAAUUUUUCGAUUUUGCCGAUUUCGAUCCUGACACAUCCAUACACACUGUCAGCGAUGACUUUUUUUCCUGUGCAACAUCGCACCAGCCCCAGGGGGUCUCGAGCACGGUGCAGAUGCAGUGUCCAAGCGAGGGCGGCUUGAUCAAGUUGCAGGGCUGUAAAGAGUAUGCAUUGCAAAAGUGUCUGGGUCUGGAAGAAUGCGAACUUGUGAUGCGCAUUUCACAGCACAGACAAAUCUCUCAUGCAUAGGCAGCAAAAGGUGCCCACUUCCUGUCACCAAAAUGGGGGAUUUGUCAUGCGGAUUAAGCAAUGCGGAAGCUUCUCGAAAUCUGUGAUGCUAGGGCUUCCAUGACCGACAUUUUGCGUCAUGCAAAAACAGGAUGACAAAAAUCUGCAUUCAUCCUCCAGACCCAGACAUUUUUGCAAUUCAGAAAGAGGCGUGCACGGCCUCGGCGCUGGACUGCCACGGUGGCUUAACAGGGUACCUGCAAAAGCGAAACCCGACUUCGGCGCUGCAGUGUCAAACGAACCACUGCGACAUUCAGAAUGCUGCGGACGUCAGUAUAACCUGCUCAGGUGUUUUUACAAUCUCAAACGUUACAAUAGAAUCUGGAACUUGUGUUGCAAAAAGUGCAUUAUCUUCUAGCCAACUCUCAUAGGACUGCGCUGAUAAGUUCGGGAGUCCCAAUCCGCAGCACAAUCUGGGGAAAUUUGUAUUGCAGAAAGCGGAAUGCUGUCCGAGUCUGUCAUGCUCAUCAUGCAAUACAAAACCGCGACUCUAUUGUAAGUAACGUUUGAGAUUGUAGCGCUUGAGCAGGUCAUAGUCAGUACCUGUUGUAUCCGCAGCUGCCAAGAGCCGGAACAUCUUUGGGUGAAAGCUAUGUUUGACGUUUUCCCGAUAUGACAAUGCACAACUCCACCCCCUCCCCCUCAUUUGUCAUGCAAAACCCCAAACCCAAGUGCUUCGCUUCGCUUCCCUGUGGCACUGUUUGCAUGACAAGAUUCCAGAAGCCCAAACAGUACUGCACUAGGUGCAUGAAUUUUUCAUGUACAGGCUCCACGUGUGCUGGUGUUUGUAUUGCAGCUCUUCAUGCAAUACAAAUGAGGGGGAGGGGGAGUCGUGCACUCUCAUACCCGAACUGGACGGAGUUGCUGUCGGACCCUAGCCUGUACCCAGAAAGCGGCGCGGCCUUCAAAUCGGCGACCGAUCUGACGAACUACAACGCUGCAAAUUUCAAGUUUCAGUGCAACGCGGGGGAUUUCGUCACGAAGACCGCCCCCAGGCUCCGGUGCACCGGGCCCGAGAAUCGCAUCACGAUUGAACCGGACGGGUGCGUUAUCAUACGAAAAAAGUGUUUCACUGUAAGGAUUUUGCAAGUUGUGCAUCACAAGUUUGUUCUACAUCACAGAGAAAAUUUGCCGUGCGAGAUUGCUAAGGGAAAACACAGCUAAAAAUCCAAUGUUCUAUGCAUGUGUAGCAAGAGAAACAUUUCUCGGAUACCUUUUCUGCAUUACAAGUUUACAGUGAAACAGUUUUUUCUUGCGAUAUGCGUGCCGAAGUGUAAGUGCACGGGUGGUACGGAGAUGAAUGACCACUCCUGUCCGGCGCCGCACGCCGAGCGCUGCGCUUAUGCAUUGUAAAAGUGUCGUGCUCGUCGUAGUGGUAGUUGUCGAAAUUAUGCAUGACAAAUCUUCUUUCCAAGCUCAAUCAGCAUGACAAAUUCGAUUUGUCAUGCUGAGCUAAAAAUUUGUAUUGCAAUCACUCCUAGUGCAAUUAUGCUUUUGCGGUUCAUAGCGCUUCCUGCACGGCCAAUAUGAACCACGUCCGCAUAGUGCCCGCUACCGACGACGGACAGCAGGCCUACGAACCCGGUCUGCGGCACCUGUGGGAGACCAGCGACAAGGGAGAUGGGCAAUAUUACGAGAACCGCUGGUGUUGGCCGAUGUGCAAGCACGUGGCUUGUUUGUACAAGGAUAGCAUAUCCACAGUAAAUUUAUUCCCACACACGACGUACAAAUGUGGUUUCUGCAUGACAAACUUUUCUUCCAAUCCUAUUCAGCAUGACAAGUGGCAUGCUGUCCAGCUUGGUACUAAAAUUUGUCAUGCAGUUUGUGCGUUGUCUACAGGAAAUUUGUAUUGCAUACAGCAGUUCCAAAGCCUAUUUCCAGGAUAGGCUGCUCCUCAAUGCCGCCGUAUCAAAUGCAAACGUGUCUGGGUCUGGAAACUUGUGAUGCUGGUUGAGAAAGAGGAGAAAACCCCAAUUGACUGCUGAGCGUGACAAGUUUUGGUACAGUCUACAGUCUUGUCUAUUCUGCAUGACAAAGUGAGCUUCUGCAUGAGAGAAAAGUGGCGGGCUUCGGUCACCACGCGCAUGACAGACUUAAGAGUCAUGCUAGCCAAGCAUGACAAACCUUGCAUCUACUUUCCAGACCCAGACAUAUUUGCGAUGCAUACGCCGGGACAGCGCCCCAAACGCCGUAUGACUCCAUAAAUUGGUGCAACAAUCGGGCCGAUGGCGUGACGCAGUGUAAGCAAGACGGAAAUUGCUGUCGCUUGGGCUGCAAGGCGCCCACGGAUAAGACAGGGUACGCGAUUUCUAGCUGGGAUAUGCAUACAGCAAAAGUGUGCUACUCGUACCAAUUAUUGCAAUACCGCAUGGGGAGAAUUCUCCUAUAGCGAAAUCUGCAUGACUUUGUCCUCACGUUGAGCAAAUUUCAAUUUGAUGUAAAAUGCAAUAAUAUUGUGCGAGUAGGAUGCUUUUGCACAGGAUAUGGCAAAACGCACUACAAAAACGACAGCUGUACCCGGCGGAACCAGGUAUACUUAGCAUCAAAUUUUUAUCGUUCGCCUUCAAAAGAAGAUCUUCACAUAGCUGUUCAUCCUCGUCGUGGCACUAA